Rubroshorea leprosula is the source of this 1350-nucleotide messenger RNA. The record is from the annotation of a GenBank genome assembly. NCBI's taxonomy places the organism in Eukaryota, Viridiplantae, Streptophyta, Magnoliopsida, Malvales, Dipterocarpaceae.
ACAAUUGUCUUAAAUAUGUACACGUUCAAGUUCAAGCGAAAAAGCUCAGACCUUUCUUCGCUCUCCCUCCCAAAAUUACAGCACAAGGAGAAGAACCCCAUACAAAGCAAAAAUGAGUAGAGGGUCGUUUAGAAGUGCCACCGUCGGCCAGCUGCUACGGAGAGAAACGACAGCCGCCUUCAUCGAUCCAAUCACCAGAAUCCACCCGUUUCUCAGGAACCAACCGCUCACACAGACCAGAGACUAUCUGCGGGUCCCUCAUUUUCUGAGGAAGGUGAAGGAUUAUGAAAUUUCGCCUUCUCUCUUUUCGUCUGCUUUCUCCUCGUCAUCUUCUUCUUCUUCGACGCCGGCGUUUUCCAAAGUCGGAUUUGUGGGAUGGUAUUUGGGGAUGGUGAAGUCACGACCCAUUUUGACCAAGAGUAUCACUAGCUCGGUUAUUUAUAUUGCUGCUGAUAUGUCAUCUCAGACAAUUUCUCGGCCAUCUUCAGAACCUUAUGAUUUGGUGAGGACAUUGCGCAUGGCUGGAUAUGGACUGCUAAUUUUAGGGCCAUCGCUGCAUUUUUGGUUCAACUUUAUGUCAAGACUCUUUCCGAAACAAGAUAUAAUCACUACUUUUAAGAAAAUGGCUAUGGGGCAGACUACCUACGGACCUACAAUGACUGUUGUAUUCUUCUCCUUGAAUGCUCACCUACAAGGUGAAAGUGGCACUGAGAUUGUUGCUCGAUUGAAGCGAGACUUGCUUCCUACUUUGUUCAAUGGCGCCAUGUACUGGCCCAUAUGUGAUUUUAUUACUUUCAAAUUCAUCCCUGUCCAUUUACAGGUAUAUCUAUGCAUUCAUUCUCUCUUGCUCUCCCGCUCUGUCCAUUUACAGGUCUUUUGUUUUCGGGUUCACUUUUUUCCUUGGUCAAGCCUUUGUUUGUGAAUUUGAUUCUUGGUGUUUAAUUUUGACAGCCACUGGUAAGCAAUUCAUUUUCAUAUUUGUGGACUGUCUAUAUGACAUACAUGGCAAGCCUAGAAAAAGCAGGCACAGCUACCAACUGAUUGAUCCUUUGCCAUCAAGCCUUCUACGUACAAAAAGGCCACAACCUGAGUAGAAGUAACACUUUCUUAUGUAGUGAUCGUAAGCUAGCACACUAACAAGCUAGCUCCACUUUGAUUGGGUCAUGAAGGAACGGUAUUUUGAUCAUGGGUUUUUUUUUUUUUUCCAUUUUUCUUUUAUUCAGUUUAGUUUUGUAAUGUACAAGGUAUUGUGUAAGAACAAUAGUUCAAGCAGAAAUUUGAAUCAGAAAUUCUUGAGGCUGCAGGAAAAUAUGAUUAUCAGAAACGUUACAAUAAGUUAAAUAAAUGCAU